AGCCGACAUCGCUAACCCUGUCUGUCCGCCAUCCUUUCUCAGGACGACAGUGACGGUAUCCCGUGGUUAGAGGAACGAGAGGUGAGGAAGGUGCUCUACCUUUCUCUGAAGGAGUUUAAGAACACCCAGAGGAACAAGGUGACAGAUGGCCUCGGCACAGGAAACAUCAACGGCUCUUUCCCACACAGCCAUGGCUGCCGGUCAGGACCAAAGGCAGGGAUACUGGCAGUCAACGGUAAAGCUGAGUGCUCACGCUGCUCGUCUCAAAGCAACGAUGGCAGCAGCGAGUAUUCAGGGGACGAUCCAGUCAGAAAGAGACCACGGCUGCAGGCUCAGAGGAAGUUUGCCCAGUCUCAGCCCAGCUCCCCCAGUGCCACACCGAUCAAGCUGUCUGAGACCCUCUUGCCCCCCAGCCCCACCUCUCCCCUCAGCGACCUCACCAGACGCAAGCCCAAGACCGAGGACUUCCUCACCUUCCUCUGUUUACGAGGUGAGUGGCCUGCAACCUUUAGUUUUUAUGGAACUUUGAUUUAUCCAGGAAGUU
Oncorhynchus tshawytscha (Chinook salmon) is the source of this 544-nucleotide messenger RNA. RefSeq names its product jumonji, AT rich interactive domain 2a (gene jarid2a). The transcript is spliced from 3 exons. Bases 146 to 529 code for a protein of 127 amino acids. Lineage: Eukaryota; Metazoa; Chordata; Actinopteri; Salmoniformes; Salmonidae. The record is from RefSeq and is a predicted model, not a curated record.